Messenger RNA from Nicotiana tabacum (common tobacco), 722 nucleotides. The record is from RefSeq and is a predicted model, not a curated record. NCBI's taxonomy places the organism in Eukaryota, Viridiplantae, Streptophyta, Magnoliopsida, Solanales, Solanaceae.
UAAUAUCCAAUUACAACAGCUCAACCAAUGCCAUCUUUUCAUCUUCUUAAUUCUUUCAAUUUUCUCUCACUUUAAACCUUAAAUAAAUUUGGACGCAUUUCGACUAUAUAUUAAACUGAACAGUUUGUUACUGACAAAUUUUGAUCUUUUUACUGACAAAUUUUGAUCUUUUUUUUUUUUAAUCGGCGGUUGAUGGAAUCAAGGCGGUCGAAGAAUUUGUUGGCGCCGGGGUUCAGAUUUCACCCGACGGAUGAGGAAUUGGUGCGGUACUAUCUCCGGCGAAAGAUUAUUGGGAAACCCUUAAGAUUUGAUGCAAUAUCAGAGAUCGAUAUCUACAAAGUUGAACCAUGGGACCUUCCUGGUAUGUCGAGGCUGAAAACAAGAGAUCUGGAAUGGUACUUUUUUAGCAUGCUUGAUAAGAAGCAUGGUAAUGGAGCAAAGACCAAUCGGGCGACGGAACGAGGCUACUGGAAGACAACUGGAAAGGACAGAGCUGUCCAUCAUAAGUCUAAAGUUGUCGGGAUGAAGAAGACCCUAGUUUAUCAUAGUGGUCGGGCUCCAAAAGGUCAGAGGACUAAUUGGGUUAUGCAUGAGUACAAACUAAUUGAUGAGGAAUUGGAUAAAGCUGGAAUUGCUCAGGGAAAUGGAGGGAGAUUGAAAAUAAAUUGUGAACUCUGUUUUCUAUCAGGAAGCUAGAAGGAGAUAAUAUUCUCCCUCCAUCA